Messenger RNA from Laetiporus sulphureus 93-53, 978 nucleotides. RefSeq lists its product as uncharacterized. The coding region runs from base 1 to 978 and encodes 325 amino acids. The record is from RefSeq and is a predicted model, not a curated record. The transcript has 5 exons. Lineage: Eukaryota; Fungi; Basidiomycota; Agaricomycetes; Polyporales; Laetiporaceae.
AUGCCAUCUGCGGAACCAGAGAGUAUUUCCGCUGCCCUGCGCCGCCAUCGCAAGCUGUCAGUGACUGCUGUUGAUGUUGCGCAUUCUCCUUCUCACGCUGUGGUGUCGCCUUUUGCGCCGCUUUCUACUUCUUCCCAGGCUUCUGCUCAGUCUAAAACACAGAUUCUGUGGCAACAACGUAUCUUUGUCGGCACCAUGCAAAAAUACGUUGUCGUAGAGAUUGGCCCUUCGACCAUUGCAGGGGAAGUGUUGCAGAUUGUCGAUGCGCAAGGGAUGCUUGAGGAGGGAGCGGCGGCUGGAGGAUGGAUGUUAUGGGAGGUUGCUCAGGACUUCGGAAUGGAGCGUCCCGUCCGAAGUUUUGAGUCUUUGGCGGAUAUCUGCAAUUCAUGGAAUACCGAUAAAAUCGUCAAUUUGUUGGUGAUCAAAAAAACGCUAUUGGCGCCAGUACUCAGCCGUUCAGCUGUUCCACGCAGCUCCCCCAUCUGCAGUGGAUAUGUACAAUAUGAACACAAGCGCGGCAAGUGGCAGAAGCGUUGGCUGGAUUUGCGGGAGCACAGCUUGUUCCUCUCAAAGCGUGAUGGCGGCAAGGAUUCCGUCUUUCUCUGUUCCUUGAACAACUUCGACGGCUAUUAUGUCACGCGCCCACACAAGGCUCCAAAGCCUUACGUGUUUGCUGUGAAAUCUACGGACAGUUUGACGUUCUUCGAGAACACUUCUGAUUAUGUUCACCUCUUCUCGUGCACUGAAGGCGAGGGCAAGAAUUGGCUGGAGAAGAUUCUUCUCGCCCGUUCAUACGUUCUCUACCAAGAACGAAAUGUUCUUUCUUCAGCUACGGCCUCAAGUCUUAUGCGUGCAGGAACCACGCGAGCUGGCCAACGCCCGGUGCAACCUCUGGUCAAUGUCAGCGCUCCUAAAGUCGAUCCGCCUUCCAUCGGUUUCGAACCUGGUUCUCUACUCGCGAAGCGUCAGCCCGCCUGA